Messenger RNA from Telopea speciosissima, 988 nucleotides. RefSeq lists its product as uncharacterized. The record is from RefSeq and is a predicted model, not a curated record. Bases 137 to 988 code for a protein of 283 amino acids. The transcript is spliced from 3 exons. NCBI's taxonomy places the organism in Eukaryota, Viridiplantae, Streptophyta, Magnoliopsida, Proteales, Proteaceae. Gene Ontology annotation, biological process: shoot system development; root development.
UUGAACAGCAUGAGAUUCCACUUGUCUCAUCUCGUUUCUAUAUAAAUUGGGUUCUAAACAAGGUAUUACCCAUCACUUUGCAAGACUAAUUUGUACAGAAUUUGAGUUAGCCCUUUUCCAUCUUGUGAGAAAAAGAAUGGCUCCCUCUCCUUUUCAUCUUAAAGCUUCACGCCAUGCUCGUUCCAUCAGUUUGCCAUCCAGAUCUCAUCCUCUUACUCAUCAACUUGAGGAGCAGUUGCACAGAUUAAGGGCUUCAGAAGCCACCUCAUCAUCAUCAAUAUCUUACAACUUGGGUGGCCUCAAAGAUUUAUAUGACAGCGUCAAUGAUUUCCUUCUUUUGCCACAGACCCAACAAACAUUAGCCCAAGAACGAGGAGAGAAAUGGGUUGAUGAGGUGUUGGAUGGAUCUCUCAGGUCGCUGGAUGUGUGUGGUACAGCAAGGGAUGCUCUUUCACAGAUGAAACAAUGUGUGACAGAGCUUCAAUCUUCCCUCCAUAGAAUAAGAGGGAAAUCUGGUCUAGCAAAUGAAGUUGAAGCAUACAACAUGUCCAGGAAGAAGGUGACUAAGGUGAUCAGCAAGUGCCUUGGAGAUCUAAGGAAAGUACAGAAGCAGCGUGCAUUUUCAUCUCUCUUAGACAAAAACUGUGACAUUGUUGCCAUGGUUAGUGUGCUAAGAGAAAUGGAAGCAAUCACCCUCUCCAUGUUCGGUUCCUUACUGUCGUUCGUAUCUUGGCCAAAGGCAAUGCCAAGGCCCAACAGUUGGUCUUUGGUUUCCAAAUUGAUUGACAAGAAACAUGUGGCAGAAGAUGAGGAAGUGAUGGAGAUAUGUGAAUUUGAGAAGGUGGAUGUCGCAGUGGGUGCCUUCGUUGGCCAUAAGACACACAAAAGCUUCAAGUUGAGGCAUGCUGAAACACAGAAGCGAUUGGAGACAUUGGAGUUGAGCAUCCAGGAUCUUGAGGAUGGAUUGGAAUGCAUCUUCCGGAGUUGA